AGCGGCGAGCGGGCUCCUUCUCGCUUUUCUCCGGUUGGCUAUUUUGUUGCUUCUCUCUUCGCAAGCUGAACGAUGUUCUCUACUCGCAACCCUCUCUCCCUUCAUAAUGAGCAGCAGCUUCAGUUUUCGCCUAAGAAGAAAAUGCCCUUGAACGACAAGGAGAACACGCCUCCCUCGUUCAACGCCACCCGGGUCCUGGCGACCAAGACGGCGCGGAAGAUAUUUCGGGAGCCGGGCGCCGAAGCGGAGGUACCUAAAGGAGCAAAGCCGCUUCCAUCAAACAAUGUGCAAGAUGAGCCUCUGUUAAGGGAUAAUCCUCAACGUUUUGUCAUUUUUCCUAUUCAAUAUCAUGACAUCUGGCAAAUGUACAAGAAAGCAGAGGCGUCAUUCUGGACAGCUGAAGAGGUGGAUCUUUCUAAAGAUCUUCAACAUUGGGAAUCCUUAAAACCUGAAGAGAAGUAUUUCAUUUCCCACGUCUUGGCAUUCUUUGCGGCAAGUGAUGGUAUUGUCAAUGAAAACUUGGUGGAGCGAUUCAGCCAAGAAGUACAAGUCACAGAAGCACGCUGUUUCUAUGGCUUCCAGAUUGCCAUGGAGAACAUUCAUUCAGAAAUGUAUAGUUUACUUAUUGAUACUUACAUUAAGGAUUCUAAAGAACGGGAAUUUCUGUUCAAUGCUAUUGAAACCCUGCCAUGUGUGAAAAAGAAAGCUGAUUGGGCCGUGCGAUGGAUUGGGGACAAAGAAGCCGCUUAUGGUGAACGUGUAGUAGCAUUUGCUGCAGUUGAAGGAAUCUUCUUUUCUGGCUCUUUUGCAUCAAUAUUUUGGCUAAAGAAACGAGGUCUGAUGCCUGGACUUACUUUUUCUAAUGAGCUGAUUAGUAGAGAUGAGGGCUUGCAUUGUGAUUUUGCUUGUCUAAUGUUCAAACACUUGGUGCACAAACCAACUGAGGGAAGAGUGAGGGAGAUCAUCAUAAAUGCUGUCACAAUAGAGCAGGAAUUUUUGACAGAAGCAUUGCCUGUAAACCUAAUCGGAAUGAACUGCAUUUUAAUGAAGCAGUAUAUUGAAUUCGUAGCAGACAGACUGAUCCUGGAACUAGGUUUUAACAAGAUAUACAAGGCUGAGAACCCAUUUGACUUUAUGGAGAAUAUCUCUCUGGAAGGCAAAACUAACUUCUUUGAAAAGCGUGUAGGAGAAUAUCAAAGGAUGGGUGUGAUGUCAAGUCCUGCAGAUAAUUCAUUCACUUUGGAUGCAGAUUUCUAAAAGAAGUUAAGACUUUUUAGCUGGUUUGAAGUGACUGGCUAGUGGUUUGGGCCCAUUAUCUUCAAAAUCCUUUUGUGUUGGUAAUGUGUGGUGGUACUUAAGGUAAUCGUUCUAGCAAAUUAAACAGAAAAAUGCCAAAAAAUUAUAAAAUGUGUUUUGUAACAAGCUAUUCACAUUUUUGGAAAUACUAGCAAUUGUAAAGUGGUAUGUUCUGUUAACUAAAAACGAGAUUUGCAGACUUGUUGCAGACUGAUAUAAAUUGCAGCAAUGCUGAUGAACAUGUAACCAUAAUGCCCCAUACAAAUUUUAAAUAUUUACUAUUGUAAUAGUUUGUACAUAAACAUAGCACUUUAAAGGUCUAGCCUAUUGUUUCUCAAAAGGGCUGGUAUUGUGAGUUUAGAAUAAACUCUUUUAGUCUGCAUUAUCUUAAUUUCUCUUACUUACAUGUAAAUUAAAUCAGUGUACUGAAAUGGAAACUUAUUUGAUAUGUGUGUAUUAUUUUGGUGGAGUACUUUGUAUAGAAGUAAAACUUCAUUAAAUUCUACUUUUCAAGC
Molecule: messenger RNA, 1811 nt
Organism: Crotalus tigris (Tiger rattlesnake)
Lineage: Eukaryota; Metazoa; Chordata; Lepidosauria; Squamata; Viperidae
Gene: RRM2
Product: ribonucleotide reductase regulatory subunit M2
Exons: 10
Coding region: 73-1257 (394 amino acids)
Biological process (GO): deoxyribonucleotide biosynthetic process
Cellular component (GO): cytosol
Molecular function (GO): ribonucleoside-diphosphate reductase activity, thioredoxin disulfide as acceptor
Source: RefSeq, a predicted model, not a curated record